Messenger RNA from Octopus sinensis (East Asian common octopus), 2712 nucleotides. Its product is annotated as cilia- and flagella-associated protein 221-like. Gene Ontology annotation, biological process: cilium assembly; cilium movement. The transcript has 17 exons. Bases 1042 to 2712 code for a protein of 556 amino acids. NCBI's taxonomy places the organism in Eukaryota, Metazoa, Mollusca, Cephalopoda, Octopoda, Octopodidae. The record is from RefSeq and is a predicted model, not a curated record. Gene Ontology annotation, cellular component: cilium.
UCUUAUUUCACAAAAGAGUUCCUAUUUAGAGGUCGUUUCCCCUUUUCAUUCCCUGUUGCCAUAGCGACCAGUAUGUUAUUGUUGAUACUGUUUUUCUUUCUAAUGUAUUUUCUGUUGGAAAACAUUGUCAUAUUUUCCACUUUCAUCCGCUAUUGCUGUUUUCACCGGCAAUUUAGCCGAGUGAAUGAUUUUGAUAAUAAUAGCAACGACGACUACAACAAUAACAACGAUUAUGAAGAUGACGAUGUAAACUUAAUUUUUAACGAACUUUUCUAAGACUGGAAAAAAACAAAAAAAAAAAACAAGAGAAAGAAAAAAAGAAGCAGGGAAGGAAAGAAAGGGUAAACUUAUAAAAUUUUAUCUUAGUAUGGAGAUACAGACCCAGUUGACAGAAACUUCAAAAAGAGAAAGAUAGAGAGAGGAGAAAGAGAUUAAUUAUAGCAACUUUGUAUAAAUACGUAAUUUCAGUUGAUGGAUUUUAUUAAAUUGUGAUGGUCAUUGCUUGAAAGCGAAAGACUAUAACUAACAAAAAAAACAAAAAAAAAAAACAAAUUAAAUUAAAAGUAUAACUUUUUAUCAGUACAGUAUCGAGAAAAAAAUCCUUCCAAUUAACGGAAUUUGUAAUGGUGGUCACUUCUUGAUUAAAAAGAAAAAAAAAAAAAACUCGGCAAAACAAACGAUGAAUUAAGAAAAGAGAGAGAGAGAGAGAGAGUGUGUGUGUGUGUGUGUGUGUUAUUUUUUAUUUUUACAUUUGAAACGGUUCAUCUUGAUCAGAAACUUACUGAAAGUGAUCUUUCCAGCAUGGCUAAAAUAAACUAAAGAUCUAAGAAAUAACCAAGAUACACGCACGCACACACCACACACACAACACACAUACACACACAAACUCGGAUACGUACAUAAAAAUUUUCAUAAAGAAAGCCAUCACUGUGGAAUUUUUUUUGCAAUCAUUUAAAAAAAAAUUAUAUAUUUAUAUAUAUUUUCGUUAAAUGUCAGAUUAAUAUCGUCCUUUGGUCAGUUUAGAACUUCAUAACGUCAAUAAUGACAACAGAAUUGGAUUGUACUGCGACGGGACAGAAUGGAAGUAACUUUUUGGAUACCUUCCAGUUAGUGGAAUCUCUUGAAGACCGGCCACCGGUACCUAACCACUUGCUAGACACCAAGAUUUUCCGGAAAACUGGUCAGGAGAGUAAAACAGUGUUAGCUGCUCCUGUUGAUAUUCACUUUCAGAUAGUCUGCUUGGAAAAAAAAUGUUCAAAACGUCUCAGUCUCAUGAACAUUACCCCAAAACUCAUCGGCAUUCAAGUUUUACCUCCGCAAACAAAGUACUUCAAAAUACACUAUGAGAAGACUGACCACUUAGGUCCUGGAAUGCAAAUGUCGUGCGAAGUGGAAUUUGUUCCAACGGAAUGGAGAUAUUACUAUGAUUGCAUCAGAAUUCACUGUCCGGAAGAGGAGAAUGUGAUUGUGCCCAUCCAUGCUUAUCCAGUGAUGAAGACUGAUUCUUUACCAGAAAGCUACACAUUCCCUCCAACCGCCAUUGGGGAAAAGCAAGAAAAAACAUUUAAUCUGUCUUCAGGUGUCCCAGUUGAUUUUGAAUUCCAUUUAGAUUAUCUGCAAUCUAAUCCAGCUUUCACAGUUUCACCAAUGGAAGGAAUUAUUUCUGGAAACGAAAAAGUGACAUUCAAAGUUACAUUUGCACCAAUCAGAUUUGAAACAUCCAUAAUAAAACUGCAGUUAAGCAUUUCCCAGUUCAAUUACGAACCACAGUUCUGUACCCUGUAUGGUUGUUCAGUACCUGGACUUGAAAUGGAAAAGGCAUUGAAGAAGUUUAAUGAAGAGCACCCAGCCAUUCUUGACCCUCACAGUGUUGCUCCUCUUGAUCGGUCGAGAAUCAGAAAGAACAAAUCUGAAAAGUCUGUGGAGAAAGCCCCUAAAGAAAUAGAAUAUAAUGGCUAUCAGUUUCCUGCUCAAAUGAAUACUGUUCAUGCUGUUUCAAAAGUGCUUAAUCAAAAGCCUCAUAAGUUGUGCACCAAGGAUUUAAAAAACAUUUUGUGGAAAGGAAAACAGAAUGAUAGUGAGUCAAGGCAUGUUAAGGCAGUUACCUUUGAGAACUCCAUACAACAGCUGAUCAAAGAAGAACGGCAAAAUCAACUGCGUUGGCAGAAGAAGGUUGGUGAAGAUGCCAUGAGUGCAGAAUCAAAGCUCAUUGAACAGGAUUAUUGGAAACAGCUCUGGGAAAACCAUAAAUCCCGAUUCAAUCAUGAUCCUCGAAACUAUUCCCAUGAGACCGAGCAGUUUUAUAGAAGAACAAUGCGCAUAUAUGACGAGAUUCCUGAAAAGGUGGCUGAUUUUAAUCCCUACAAGAAUAAUUUGUGGCCCCAUAGGUUGUUUGUAAAGAAAAGGUUUAUUCAAGCUGUACAUAAGGUCAUCAUACAAAACCGAUACUCACAAAGGCUGAACAAUUUGAAGGACAUUGUUGAAAAAUGGAGGCCUCAAACAUUCAUACCAGAUUCCAUUGAUGAUUAUCAGCUCAGAGAAAAGUUUUAUGAAGAAAUAGAUAAAAAUUACAAUACCGUCUUUGAGGAUAUGUCUUCAAAAAUCUGUUUGCAGUCAUUUAUGCAUACUAAUCAACCUGGAGACAAAAUUAAGAUUUCUGACAGAUUCUCUCAGUUCCUCCUGUGGUUUCCACCACAUUGGGCAACAAGUUAA